UCAGUACUGCAGAGAGGAAUCCCGCAGCUGUUCAGAGCGUACAGGAAUCUGGCGAAGUAAUGAGCUAUGAAGGACGCGGUCUGACCCGUUAAGGACAUUGUUUUACUCGGGUCGCCAUGGCCUCUUUAAGCGUCAGCUCGGCGGCUCAGAGCAUCGAGAAGUAUCGCAAGUCCUUCUCGCUGCUCUUCUACCGGGCUGUGCGGGACCUGAAGCCGGUCUGGAUGCUGGAGGACAUUCGGACGAUGGAGACGUUUUAUCAGGAGGAGGACGCCAGCCAGAGGAUUUAUACCCCGUCGGAGGCUUUGCUGUAUGCAGUAGUACACGACCACCAGGCGUACGCCCAGUACCUGCUCGGCCGGUUCAACGGAGAAGCGCUCGCUAAGCCCGGGGAGCGCUUCUGCUGCUGCCCCUCCUCUGCCCCGCACCUGGCCAUGGCUGUCCGCUACGACAGGCGCUACAUCCUCGGCCUCAUCUUACAGGAAACCCACCGGCUUUCUAACGCGCCUUCCUACACGGAGCGAACUGGUUGUUUUCACAUGGAGGACGGCAGAACCCCUUUACAUCUGGCCUGCGAGCUGCUGCGGCCCGAGGUGGUCAUCAUGCUGCUGGGGAACGGAGCGUCCCCGCACGCCCCGGACCACAAUGGCUUAACGCCGCUGGAUGUCAUUCUGGAGAAACUCAGGGACUCCAAGGACGUGAACGGCGGGGGGAGGAGGCAGUGUCUGGACAACCUGCUCAUGUUCAUGCCAAAGGUUCACUUCAAGAUGAAAGGGACUCUGAGUAGAGAGCCGGAGCCGUGGAGCAAGAUGCUGGGCGAGGAGACGUACAAGUACCUGACAGAGAGAAGCCCGGCGCCGCUGGUCCUCAUUGCUAUGCAGACUAUAAUGAAGCAUUUGAGUCCUGCGACCUUCCCGGACAGCCUGCAUGAGCUGCCCAUCCCCUCUUCCCUCAAACCACCCGGCCUGCCUGUGACCCAGCGGGACAGGCACAGGGUGGUCUGACAUGAUGCAUGCUCCACUAUGAAAGAUGUACUAUUUUAGCAUGACUUGUGUGUCUGUGUGUCUGUGUGUGCGCGUGUGUUCUUGUACUUCCAACAUUGUGAGGACAGGAACACGUUUUUAACCAACAGAGUGAGGACAUUUUUGCAAAGUGAGGACAUUUCAGCCGGUUCUCACUUCAAGGCUUUUUUGAGAGUUCAGAUUUUAAGGGUUCAGGUUACAUUAGGUUUAUGUAAAGGUAACCAUGUGUUAGGGUUGGGCAUUUGGUCUGGGGAACAAGGUUAUUUUAGUUAACGAAAAUGAAACGAAAUAACAAAAACUAGAAUUGAAAAAUCAUUUUCAUUAACUGAAAUAAAAAUAAAAAUGAGAGUUAAUAAAAAGAUAACUAACUGAAACUGUAUUGUGAGGUUACGAAACUAACUAAAAUUAUAGUGAAAAUGUCUUUUGUUUUCGUCUUUGUCAUCUUUUUGAAGAUGGAUAAAAAAAGGAAAUAAAGGCAAAGUUUACCGUGACCUAUUUUAAUCUCCCACCCAACAAAUACCCCAUUACAAAAAAACUAAAACUAAUAAAAACUAAACUAAAACUAACAAACUCACUCAAAAAACGAAUUAAAACUAACUGAAUUUGAAAAAAAAAUUCAAAACCCAAUUGAAACUAAAACUAAUAACCUUGCAAGGGAAUUCACUAUUCCAAUGAGGGCCCUCACAAAGAUAGAAGUACAAGAAUGUGUGUGUGUGUGUGUGUGUGUGUGUGUGUGUGUGUGUGUGUGUGUUAGAAGGGCCUGUAUGACUAUAAAUCGGUAACACUUCAUUAUAGGGCUGCACAAAUAAAUACUAACAGUCAGGGAAGAAUUGAAUGAAUCUUAUCUAAAGAUGGACUUUAUCACACUGUUAGCCCACUGAUUGAAUUAACUGGGAGCUGGAGGUCGAUUGCACUGAGGCAGUUUGCAGGGUAGCCAACAGUGAAAACCAGGGAAUAAACAGCCAUAUUUUAUUCUAAUUCAGGCAUCAAUAAGCAGCUUAUUUGUCUAACCUCAUUCUAAAGUGUUACCUACUAAUACUACUGCUAUUACUACUGCUAUUUAAGCCACUAUUAUCAUAUCAGAGUAGACGAACACUGAUGACAGUCUACAUGAACUGUGUUACUGUUGAUUGUAAUUUAUUUGGGUUUUAUUAUAGCUAAUGAUUAAGAAAGUGGUCUUAUAGAUCAUUUGAGAACAACCAGGUGACUUGAAAACUCUUUGGAUAAUAAAUAGUCAUCUAUGUAA
Molecule: messenger RNA, 2265 nt
Organism: Centropristis striata (black sea bass)
Lineage: Eukaryota; Metazoa; Chordata; Actinopteri; Perciformes; Serranidae
Exons: 2
Coding region: 117-1001 (294 amino acids)
Molecular function (GO): protein binding
Source: RefSeq, a predicted model, not a curated record